AUGUCACCUAAUAAUCGUUUUCUAUCACGUUUUUUUUCUCGUUUAUCAACAACAAAUACGAAUAAUCAUCGAUCUCAGCCACUUGUAAAUGCAGAAGAUGAAAUUAAUAUUGAUGAACAAUCAACAUCGGAUGAACAAAAUCUUGUUUCACAACCAGUAACAACAAGAAUUCGUUCAUCACCAUCAAUAUUUAAACGAUAUGAACGAAACUAUGCAUCAGCAUCAUGCAGUAUGUUUGCUAUAGCUGCAUUAGCUGUUAGUUUAUCGGAUUAUCGUUGGUUCUGGUUAAAUGGUGGUCUAUGUAAUUCCAAAUAUAUUGGUUUAAGUAUGUUUUUUGCUGUUGGAAAAUUAUUUGUUAUACGAGUACCUGUACCAUGGGAUCCACAAGCACAAGUUAAUGAAAUUUAUCAAUUUAAACCUAACGAUUAUAUGGAAUUAAUCGGUUGUGUAGAUACGCACUCAAUAUUAAUACUUCGUUUAAUUAUAACAUUAAUCUGUUUAGCGAUAUUUUCUUCGACUAUCGGAUUUUUAUUAGAUGCUCUUGGACCUAUGAAAUUUGGUUUGAAAUUUAUGAGACGUCAUGCUUUUUGGCAUAUAUUAUCAGUUCUUCUUUGUACAGUAGUAACCGGUUUAUGUUUCUGGGCAUCUGAAUUAAUCUAUGAUAUUCAGGAUAAAAAUCGUUCAAAAAUUGGAAAAAAAGUCGAAGUACAAUUUGAUGUUGCUUAUUAUCUAGUUGUGAUUUCAAGUGGACUUUCAUUAUUAGCAUCUGCUUUUGCACUUUUAAGACGAUAUCCAACAGCUGAAGAAGAACAUUUAGAUAGAUUAAUGGAUGAUUGGUCACGACGUGAAGAACCAUUAUUUAUCGAACGUUCAUUACCAGCUACGGUAUCAACAAUACCUACAAAUGAUGAACCACCACCAGAAUAUUCCGAACAGAAUGUUAUUGUAGUAUGA
Adineta steineri is the source of this 954-nucleotide messenger RNA. The record is from the annotation of a GenBank genome assembly. Lineage: Eukaryota; Metazoa; Rotifera; Eurotatoria; Adinetida; Adinetidae.